CAUUUGAAAAUGUUGAUUAGGAUGUUUAGUGGCUAGAUAGACUUGUUAUUAAUGCUUGUUGAUCAUUUAAUUGCCUUUGGAAGAAGUUGAUAAUUAUUUGAUUAGUAAAGUGAUUAUUGUCAUGGAAAUGAAUUAGUCUAGUUUAGUGUCUAUGGCCUAAGGAUUAAUGCUUGUUUGAAGUUGUUAGCUCCAUAAUCCGCUUCCUUAUCGCUCCUAGUCAAUUACCUUAACCCGAUGAUUCAUCUUUAAUUAUUGCUUAGUAAUUGUCUUUUCCCGCUUUGUUUCAAUUCGAAUCUUGUUAGUCUUUUGAUUAUUGCUUUCUUUCAUCUUGUUUUGCAUUGCUUGCUUUAAAUUACAUUGUUAGUUACAUUUAGAAAUCAAAACUCAUCUCUUAUUAAGCUUAGAUUAAACAAAUUUGUGUAUUUUUGGUGUGUUAAUUAAUUGCUUUUUGAGCUUCGAUAAUUUAAUUGGUCGGGUAAAAAUCGCUACAUUAAUUUGGCGCCGCUGCCGGGGAGCAAUAUCAAUUAGCCAUUAGGAUUUCAUUUUUGCUUGAGACUAAGCCAUUUACUUUUCGCAUAUGAUUAGAUUCACACAUCUAGUUGAGAUGAUGAGCUCUCUUUUGUUUGUUGUUACUAACUUGUCUUCUUUGAUUCUCUUAUGCUUUCAAAGGUACUCAAAUCAAAAUAAGAAGAAUGGGAAGACAAUGUCAUUUAAGGUGUUGGAUGUGGACAUUCGUACUAACACUAUUCAAGCUCCACAACCUCAAGAUUUAAGAGUAAAUCCAACUUAUGCUCGAGAGGAGACAACCACAAUAGGAAGCUUUGAUGUUCCUCAUUGUCAUGAGUCAAGAUAUGGAAUCCGACCUCCUCCAAUAGAAGCCAAUGCUUAUGAAAUCAAGCCAAGUUUGAUUCGAUUGAUUCAAGGCUCUCAAUUCUUGGGACUAGCUAUGGAGAAUCCAUAUGAUCAUUUGAACUCCUUUGAGAGUAAAUAUAGCUCAAUGUUAGAGAAGAGAGGAGAGGGUGAAGAUGACCAAUGAUUGGGAGAGAAGGAGGAGACCACAUAUACCAAACCUUCCUUAUUUGCAAGCUGUGCUUAAGGAAGGACCAAGAUUGCACCCACCAGAGCCUUUCUUGACGAGGAUGUUCAAAGAAAGGUGUGAGAUCAAAGGGUUUUACGUACCAGAGAAAACAAAACCUUUUGUUAAUACUUAUGCUGUGAGAGAUCCUGAUUCUUGGGAAGAUCCUAAUGAAUUUAAGCCAGAGAGGUUUUUAUCUUCUUUCAAUCGGAACAAGGAAACGAGAGAGAGAGCGGUAAGGGAAGGAGAGCAUGUCCUGGAUCAAAUCUAGCCUACAUUUUUGUGGGAACAACAAUAGAGUUGAUGGUGCAGUGCUUUGACUGGAGAACCAAGGCAAAGUAAAA
Messenger RNA from Capsella rubella, 1419 nucleotides. RefSeq lists its product as uncharacterized. NCBI's taxonomy places the organism in Eukaryota, Viridiplantae, Streptophyta, Magnoliopsida, Brassicales, Brassicaceae. The transcript is spliced from 2 exons. The record is from RefSeq and is a predicted model, not a curated record. Bases 578 to 1036 code for a protein of 152 amino acids.